AAUCUGCAGCAGAGAUUCACCGGAGCGUGGUGCGGCGGUGGCUGGGCUUGCAAGGCGCGAUCCGACAGGGAUUUCAGCAGCCCAGAGCUCCGAGAAAAAGAGAGAGAAGGAGAGAACCACACACCGAGACGGCUUAACCGUUUACCUGAAUUAAAUAUAUAUAUAUAUAUUUUAAAAAGAACUGUUGAGUUUUAUCAUUUUCGUUAAGUGACCGUGCGCAGCGCUAUAACUGCAGAAUGGGGAAACAAAAUAGCAAACUGGCCCCCGAAGUCAUGGAGGACCUGGUGAAGAGCACGGAGUUCAACGAGCACGAGCUGAAGCAGUGGUACAAAGGGUUCCUCAAGGACUGCCCGAGCGGGAGGCUGAACCUUGAAGAGUUCCAGCAGCUCUACGUGAAGUUCUUCCCUUAUGGAGAUGCCUCCAAGUUCGCGCAGCAUGCCUUCCGAACCUUUGACAAGAACGGGGAUGGCACCAUCGACUUCCGGGAGUUCAUCUGUGCCCUGUCCAUCACCUCCAGGGGCAGCUUCGAGCAGAAGCUCAACUGGGCCUUCAACAUGUACGACCUGGACGGCGACGGCAAGAUCACCCGGGUGGAAAUGCUGGAGAUAAUCGAGGCUAUCUACAAAAUGGUGGGCACUGUGAUCAUGAUGAAAAUGAAUGAGGAUGGCCUUACGCCCGAGCAGCGAGUAGACAAGAUUUUCAGCAAGAUGGAUAAGAACAAGGAUGACCAAAUUACAUUGGAUGAAUUCAAAGAAGCUGCAAAGAGCGACCCUUCCAUUGUAUUACUUCUCCAGUGCGACAUUCAGAAAUGAGCUGAUGUCAAUGCUAUGGACUGCACAAAAGUCUCAAUGUUCCAUUCAGUCUGCAGCUAUUCACACACACACACACACACACACACACACAAAUAUUGCUUGGACUACCUAUCAAGGGACUUGCUUCUUGUGUUUGAAACACUUGUGUGCAUGAGAAUGUCAUUUGCUAAUGAAUUUUAAAAGCAUAUAUUAUAAAACAAGACAAACAACCUGCCACAAUGUGAUAUGUGUAAUAUCAUUUCAUUAAAAAAAAAUCCUCCUCCAAAGGCUGGGCAGAAAUGUGCUGCAAAGAGCUAUAUGAUUUCUUGUACCUGUUUUGCUAAUGCUCGUGUCCCCUUGAUUACAUAAUGUUAGUAGCACUGAGACCCCCAUGGUAAUGUAACUUAACUACGAACUGUGUCACUAUUCUCUUGUAAAAUAGUACUGGACAGACACACAGACGGGCCCUUGGCUCCUGCGUCUGGUCCACACAUAAGCGCUUGUAUUAUCGGUGAAUAUAAAUGUACUACAUUUGCAUGCCUUUUGGGUUUGCCUUAAUUCUUACCUCAUUUGCAUCCUAUCAAUCUGGAAAGAGCUGUUUUGGAUGAAUGCAAUAUAAAACUUUAAAAUCCUGCUAAAUGACUCACUAAGUAUAUCUAUCUAUAUAUACAUAUAAAACAAAGAUAUUAUUUAUUGAAAGUAAAAAAGAAAAGAUGGAAAUGUAUUGAUUUUUGCUUGUUUUCAAAGGCAUUCAAAAAGGUGGUAAUAGAUGUCCCAAAUAAAUUUAUAACAUUUGAUUUCCCCCAAUUACUGCUUUGUAAUUUUAAAUUUGAAACUGAUGUUCAUUAUUGUAAUUGUUAGCUAACAACUUACUAAAUCCACCCUUAAACCUGCACCUUUGGAAUUUAAAGAAUUAAUGCCAACAAAAGGGAAAAACCAACCUGCCAACUUUUCAUCCAGGCUCCUCAUUAAGGGACAAUUAAUGUGGCAUGUAAUGUUUAAAGAAAACAGAAGACUUGUUCAUUCUGAAAAAUUGCUCAUUAUAUGACAAUAAACUUUAUCUCAGUG
Molecule: messenger RNA, 1859 nt
Organism: Marmota flaviventris (yellow-bellied marmot)
Lineage: Eukaryota; Metazoa; Chordata; Mammalia; Rodentia; Sciuridae
Source: RefSeq, a predicted model, not a curated record